Molecule: messenger RNA, 494 nt
Organism: Ectocarpus sp. CCAP 1310/34
Lineage: Eukaryota; Phaeophyceae; Ectocarpales; Ectocarpaceae
Source: the annotation of a GenBank genome assembly
UGUACAGCAACACACACGGGGACAGACUCAUACGCAGGUAAAUAUCCAUGCCUUCUACUGCUUCAAAUGCUCCAAAUGGCCUUCUUCGCAAGCUGGGAGAGUGGAUCAACUCGUUGUUGUGCUGGCUGCCUGCAGGAAUCAAUAGCGUGUGCUUCAGGUGUUUGUUCGGAGGCAGUUUCUGGCUCCAAGCAUCGGAGGCAGUUUCCUCCUCCAAGUAACACGUCCUCAGACCAGUGGAAAUUAAUGCAUUUCUGUGCACCGCGUGCUUCAAUGUCAGGCCAAUUCUCCACUAAAACUGUUGAUGCACGCACUCCGGGUCUUGAGGUCCAACCAAUAAAACACCGUUGGAGCACUGCUGGAGCAUCGUUGCAGUAGACAGACGACUCCUUACAAGAAAAACGUUCCCUUCCCUUGUAUAACGUAAAGACAGAUUCAACAGUGUCAACUCCUGACGGUUGAAACAAACUCUACAUGACUGCGAUCUACAGGUGCAU